CUCAGAGGGAGCAAGGAGGCAUUUUUCAGCCAGCAUCCAUAAAGGAGCCAUUCAAGGACAGACACAAAAAUCAGAGUUUUGAUGCAAGAUGACAGCCUGAAAAUAAUGUGAAGACACACAAACAGGCAUGGGAAGAAAGGUGAACCCAUGCAGCAGCAGCAUCACCCUUUAACCCUGUAAACACACCUCUCUCCAUCUCCAUCCCUCUUUAAUAUGUGCUUCUAUAGUCAAACUCUGUAACCCCUACAUCUGCCCAAUGGUGGAGAGGAUCUGUCAGCAGCGAGCCCUCCCUCAUCUCUCUCUCUCUCUCUCUCUGUCUCUCUCUCUCUUUCUCUCUCAGCUCUGACUCUGUCCACCGCGCACUGAUAAAGGAGAGGUCCAGUGUGAGCAUCCGACCCAGCACAGACCUCCACAGCGGACAGAACCACAGCGCGUAACGCAUCCACCCACCUUUGGUUUCCAGCUUUAAUCCGGAAUUUAUUUCAGCCACUUGAGAAAAGAAAAGUACACUAAAAACUACAGAUAAGUGUUGGUGGAGUUUCUGAUCAGUAAGAGGUGAAACUACGGACACUUGUUGCUCGUCUCGUCAGGUAAAACCUCCCGACGCGUUCAGUGGAGUCUGGUGCGCACAUGGCACCGAAAACGCGCUUUUGACAGUCGCGCAACAUGGAGCCACACACUGGAUAACGAGGCCUAUACCCACUGCAGGGGUGUCUGACCUUACUGACACAAACUUUCUGCUGGGGUUCUUCUUUUUUUUUUCUAUUUUUAUUUUGAUUUUUGUAGGGGGGAUUAUUUUAUUUUAUUUUAUUUUUUAAAGAGAGACAUGCUGGGUUUAAACAGGAUUCUGAGCCUCCGGUCAGACCGGAUUCGCAGUUGUGGUUCUCCGGGAGUCAAACUUUCAUCCCAGUUGUCGUCGUGCCACAGACCUGGGGCCAGUUCGCGGAUUUACUGUGCGUGUCUCUUGCUGCUGCUGCUGGUGACCCCACGGGUGGACUCCUCAUGGUGGUACAUUGGUGCACUAGGGGCUCGUGUGAUUUGUAACAACAUCCCAGGCCUGGUGAAUAAGCAGCGGCAACUCUGUCAACGCCACCCAGACAUCAUGCAGGCUAUCGGCGAGGGCACAAAGGACUGGAUCAGAGAGUGUCAGCACCAGUUUAGACACCAUCGCUGGAACUGCAGUACACUGGACCGAGACCACACUGUGUUCGGACGAGUCUUGCUACGGAGUAGUCGAGAAGCAGCAUUCGUCUACGCCAUCUCUUCGGCAGGAGUGGUGUAUGCGCUGACCCGUGCCUGCAGCCAGGGGGAGCUGAAGACGUGUAACUGCGACCCCCAGAAGCGUGGACGAUCUAGUGAUGAGAGAGGAGAGUUUGACUGGGGCGGCUGUAGUGAUAACAUACAUUACGGGAUUAAGUUUGCCAAAGCCUUCAUAGAUGCCAAAGAGAGGACUGUCAGAGAUGCACGGGCACUCAUGAAUUUACACAACAACCGCUGUGGCAGAACAGCAGUGAAGCGUUUCAUGAAGCUGGAGUGUAAAUGUCACGGUGUGAGUGGCUCAUGUACGUUGAGGACAUGUUGGAUGGCCAUGUCCGACUUCAGGAAGACGGGGGACUACUUGAGGAGAAAAUACAACGGAGCAAUUGAAGUGACAAUGAACCAGGAUGGGACAGGAUUCGCCGAAGCCCAUAAAGGGUUCACUAAGGCCACCAAGAACGACCUGGUGUACUUUGAGAACUCACCGGAUUACUGUUUACAAGACAAAGCAGCAGGUUCUUUGGGCACAGCUGGGCGGGUCUGCAAUAAAACAUCACGUGGUACGGACGGCUGCGAGGUCAUGUGCUGUGGGCGGGGCUACGACACCACAAGAGUCAAGCAAAUCACCAAGUGCGAGUGCAAGUUCAAGUGGUGUUGCGCUGUGGAGUGCAAGGACUGCGAGGAAGCGGUGGACAUACACACGUGCAAGGCCCCCAAACGAGCCGAAUGGUUGGACCAAACCUGAGGACAGGCUCCCGCCGCCCCCCGUUACGCAACCCCACCCCUUUCCCCUUUGCAGGACAUUCUGUGGAACACGGCAUUCUGGGAAAGUUUGUCCAAAAGUGCUCUGCGUCUCCGCCCUCCCCUCCUCCUGUCUCCGUUCCUCGUUGCAUGGCUUUAAUACCUAUCUCUGUGAAAGCACUAGAAUUCAGUAGCCAUCAAUAUGAAUAAAUACCCAUAAGCCCCUGUUUGUGAAUGGCUACGGCUGAACUCCUGGGAUCAGAUGGCAGAUAGGGAAACCAGUGAAAGCGCUGGGUGGAAUGAGCUUUUGUCAAAAGGUGAAGGUCCCGCUGGCCUUUUACCCUAGCGUGUGGGUUCCAAAUUGGUUUGCUGCUUUCACAAUGCUUUAAAGACACAUUUUUACAUUAACUGAGCCUCAAACAUAUCCAGUAUUAUUACAACAACAUCAUAUACUCACAUAAUUUUCUUUCUUUUGGGGGGAAAUACACUUUAACUACCAAGAAGAAUGCAUGGUUGGACUUUGGGAAGUAGCUUGACUAGUGCACUUUGAGAAGUGGACAUCUAAGCUGAUGUGUUUGGCUGAUGUGUGGCCAAACAGCAGUCCAGACAGAGGACUACCAGAGGACAGGGAGAUGGACAGCAAAUGGAAAAAAAGAACAAAAACAAAAACAAAAACGGACGAAUGUGUCAUUAGAACUUUGAAUGCAACUGUAAAAGGAAAAAAAAAACAAACAAACUGAAAGUGAAAGUGAUUUAUUUAAAUUGUAAAGUGUUGUUUCAUUUCUCAUCUGCGGAUGAGACUGCACUACAUUGGCUGACUUAAGGAGAGA
Sphaeramia orbicularis (orbiculate cardinalfish) is the source of this 2828-nucleotide messenger RNA. Its product is annotated as protein Wnt-2b-A-like. Lineage: Eukaryota; Metazoa; Chordata; Actinopteri; Kurtiformes; Apogonidae. Gene Ontology annotation, cellular component: extracellular region. The transcript is spliced from 7 exons. Gene Ontology annotation, molecular function: cytokine activity; frizzled binding. Gene Ontology annotation, biological process: cell fate commitment; canonical Wnt signaling pathway; neuron differentiation. Bases 827 to 2002 code for a protein of 391 amino acids. The record is from RefSeq and is a predicted model, not a curated record.